Messenger RNA from Homo sapiens (human), 1004 nucleotides. RefSeq names its product calpain small subunit 2 (gene CAPNS2). NCBI's taxonomy places the organism in Eukaryota, Metazoa, Chordata, Mammalia, Primates, Hominidae. The coding region runs from base 74 to 820 and encodes 248 amino acids. The record is from RefSeq and is marked validated. Gene Ontology annotation, cellular component: cytoplasm; plasma membrane. The transcript has a single exon. Gene Ontology annotation, molecular function: calcium ion binding; calcium-dependent cysteine-type endopeptidase activity.
ACUUGAACUCCAUUUCAUCUUUUUUCAUACCAUCUCUAAGAUUGCUGCCGCAUUUGCUUGUUAAACUGAAAGCAUGUUUCUUGCAAAGGCUCUAUUGGAAGGAGCAGAUCGAGGUCUUGGAGAAGCUCUUGGAGGCCUCUUUGGAGGAGGUGGUCAGAGAAGAGAAGGAGGAGGAAGAAAUAUUGGAGGGAUAGUUGGAGGAAUUGUGAAUUUUAUCAGUGAGGCUGCAGCAGCUCAGUAUACUCCAGAACCGCCUCCCACUCAGCAGCAUUUCACCAGUGUGGAGGCCUCAGAAAGUGAGGAAGUUAGGCGAUUUCGGCAACAAUUUACACAGCUGGCUGGACCAGACAUGGAGGUGGGUGCCACUGAUCUGAUGAAUAUUCUCAACAAAGUCCUUUCUAAGCACAAAGAUCUUAAGACUGACGGUUUUAGUCUUGACACCUGCCGGAGCAUUGUGUCUGUCAUGGACAGUGACACGACUGGUAAGCUGGGCUUUGAAGAAUUUAAGUAUCUGUGGAACAACAUCAAGAAAUGGCAGUGUGUUUAUAAGCAGUAUGACAGGGACCAUUCUGGGUCUCUGGGAAGUUCUCAGCUGCGGGGAGCUCUGCAGGCCGCAGGCUUCCAGCUAAAUGAACAACUUUACCAAAUGAUUGUCCGCCGGUAUGCUAAUGAAGAUGGAGAUAUGGAUUUUAACAAUUUCAUCAGCUGCUUGGUCCGCCUGGAUGCCAUGUUUCGUGCCUUCAAGUCUCUGGAUAGAGAUAGAGAUGGCCUGAUUCAAGUGUCUAUCAAAGAAUGGCUGCAGUUGACCAUGUAUUCCUGAAGUGGGAACUGAGAAGUCAAGAUCCUCCCUGGAGGACAGGACUGAAAACCUUGCCAAGCUGUACACAGUUGCUGAUACCCUGUGCAACAGCUCUCAUUUCCUGGCAAGCUCUUUCACAACCCUACAUAUUUCUGAUCAUGUGCUGCCUUUUACUGCUGAAUUAAAACAGAUAUUUCACGAAAAA